Cucurbita maxima (winter squash) is the source of this 3109-nucleotide messenger RNA. RefSeq names its product alpha,alpha-trehalose-phosphate synthase [UDP-forming] 5-like. Gene Ontology annotation, molecular function: catalytic activity. The record is from RefSeq and is a predicted model, not a curated record. The transcript has 4 exons. Gene Ontology annotation, biological process: trehalose biosynthetic process. Lineage: Eukaryota; Viridiplantae; Streptophyta; Magnoliopsida; Cucurbitales; Cucurbitaceae. Bases 299 to 2893 code for a protein of 864 amino acids. Gene Ontology annotation, cellular component: cytosol.
AAGAAAUAAGAACCUACACUAAAGCCUCCACAAGAGGAAUCAAAUUCGUUGCACCAAGACCCAUCGAUAAUUCUCCACUGCAACAAAGGGAAAUAAAAGCAAUAAGAGGUUGGAAUUCAGAGCGAAAAUCUUCCAUUGUUGAGCUCCGAAAGUGGAAAAAAGAAAAAAAAAAGUUGCUUAAACCCCAUUGUUCUUCAAACCAAACGAUUCGAAGAGACAAGGAAUCUCCUCUCGCCCCUUUCAAUGCUUUGAAGCACCCUGGUUUUCUUUUUGGGUUAAGUUUUUAGAAGAUUUGAUAAUGGUUUCGAGGUCUUAUUCUAACUUGUUAGAGCUUGCUUCUGGUGGUUGUUCUCCAACUUUUGGCCUUGGCCGAGAGAAAAAGAGGCUUCCUAGAGUGGCCACUGUGGCUGGAGUCUUGUCUGAGCUUGAUGAUGAUAGCUGCAACAGUAUUGGUUCGGAUGCCCCUUCAUCGGUCGUGCAAGACCGGAUGAUUAUUGUUGGGAAUCAGCUCCCGCUUCGGGCACAUCGAGAUGAAAAUGGAGAUUGGGAGUUUAGUAUGGAUGAGGAUUCACUUCUUUUACAGCUUAAAGAUGGGCUUGGAGAAGAUGUGGAGGUGAUUUAUAUUGGUUGUUUAAGAGAGGAGGUCGAUCCAAGGGAGCAAGAUGAGGUUGCACAAACUCUUUUGGACCGAUUCAAAUGUGUCCCAACAUUCCUCCCUCCCGAGCUUUUUAGUAAAUUUUACCAUGGAUUCUGUAAGCAACAUUUAUGGCCAUUGUUUCACUAUAUGCUUCCUCUUUCGCCUGAUCUUGGUGGUCGAUUUGAUAGGUCGCUUUGGCAAGCUUAUCUUUCGGUUAAUAAGAUAUUUGCAGAUAAAGUUAUGGAAGUGAUUAGCCCUGAUGAUGACUUUGUUUGGGUUCAUGAUUAUCAUUUGAUGGUUUUGCCAACAUUUUUGAGGAAAAGGUUUAACAGGGUGAAGCUUGGAUUCUUCCUACACAGUCCGUUUCCUUCGUCUGAGAUUUAUCGAACGCUUCCCGUUAGAGAUGAACUUCUUCGGGCACUAUUGAACUCUGAUCUUAUUGGCUUCCAUACAUUUGAUUAUGCUAGGCACUUUUUAUCUUGCUGCAGUAGAAUGCUUGGUCUGUCUUACCAAUCUAAGCGAGGUUACAUCGGGCUUGAAUACUACGGUCGUACUGUGAGUAUUAAGAUUCUUCCUGUCGGUAUUCAUAUCGGUCAGCUCCAAAAUGUAUUAAAUCUCCCCGAGACUGUUUCGAAAGUUGCAGAAUUGCAAAAUCGGUUCAAAGGUCAAACGGUUUUGCUUGGGGUUGAUGAUAUGGACAUAUUUAAAGGGAUCAGCCUGAAACUUUUGGCAUUUGAACAAUUGCUCCGACAACAUCCCGAGAGAUGGGGUAAAGCUGUGUUAGUACAGAUAGCGAACCCUGCACGAGGUAGAGGGAAAGAUGUACAGGAAGUUGUGGCUGAAACUACUGCGGCCGUGAAUAGGAUUAAUGCAACAUUCAGGAGGCCGGGAUAUGAGCCUGUGGUUUUGAUUAACACUCCCUUGCAGUUUUUCGAGCGAAUCGCAUACUAUUCGAUUGCUGAGUGCUGCCUGGUCACUGCAGUGAGAGAUGGGAUGAAUCUCAUACCUUACGAGUAUAUUAUAUGUCGACAAGGCAAUGAGAAGCUCGACAAUGUUCUUGAGCUAAAUCCUUCGACUGCAAAGAAGAGCAUGAUAGUGCUGUCUGAGUUUAUUGGGUGUUCCCCGUCCCUCAGCGGAGCUAUUCGGGUUAACCCAUGGAAUAUUGAAGCUGUCACCGAAGCAAUGGAUUCUGCCUUGGUAAUCCCUGAGGCGGAAAAGCAAUUGCGACAUGAAAAACAUUAUAGGUACGUUAGUACACACGAUGUUGCGUACUGGGCGCGCAGCUUUUUGCUGGAUCUGGGCAGGGCAUGCCGAGACCAUUCAAUGAGGAGAUGCUGGGGUAUAGGUUUUGGGUUAGGAUUUCGAGUGAUCGCCCUGGAUCCAAAUUUCAGGAAGCUUUCAGUUGAUCAUAUUGUUUCGGUUUAUAAGAGAACCUGCCACCGGGCGAUCUUGUUAGAUUAUGAUGGUAUCAUGAUGCUUCCUGGCUCGAUUAGCAUGAAUCCAACUGCUGAAGCCCUUGGGAUCUUGAAUAACUUGUGUAAAGAUCCUAAGAACGUCGUGUUCCUUGUUAGCGGAAAGGACCGAAAAACUCUGACGGAAUGGUUUUCACCGUGCGAAAAGCUUGGACUAGCUGCAGAACAUGGUUUCUACCUUAGGCCAAAUCAUGCUGCAGAUUGGGAGACAUCUGUAAGUGUGACAGAUUUCGACUGGAAACAGAUUGCCGAACCCGUUAUGCAAUUGUAUACCGAGACAACCGAUGGUUCUACAAUCGAAACUAAAGAGAGUGUUCUUGUUUGGAACUACCUUUACGCGGAUCCUGAUUUCGGAUCGUGCCAGGCUAAGGAACUUUUAGAUCACCUUGAAAGUGUUCUUGCUAAUGAGCCAGUUUCUGUCAAGAGUGGCCAACACAUUGUAGAAGUCAAACCUCAGGGUGUAAACAAGGGUAUUGUAGCAGAAUAUCUCUUGCAAACAAUGAGGGAGAAGGGAAUGCUUCCUGAUUUCGUUCUAUGCAUUGGAGACGAUAGGUCGGACGAGGAUAUGUUCGAGGUGAUAACGAGUGCAAAACCCACCCUUCCUCCCAAUGCUGAAGUGUUCGGUUGCACGGUCGGACAGAAACCAAGCAAAGCUAAGUAUUACUUGGAAGACACACACGAAAUCUUGAGAAUGUUACAAGGUCUCACCCAUGCGUUCGAGCAUGCCGCUCGAGCCACCGCACAGACGACGCCUCAUAGAGUGGUAAUUGCAGAGAAUAAGUAAUAGAAAUCCCCUUCCUAUUGUUGUCUAUAUGGAGUUAGCUCUGUGCAAAAGUCUCUAUUAUUGUUGUUUGAGGGUUGCAUUUUAUCUGUUUGUCUUCGUACCAGUUUUUCUCGGACUCCGCUCCUUGCAUGAUGUUCAUAGUUCGUUCGACAAUUUUGAAGUGGCUAUUGAAUCAUGAGUUGUCUUAUCUACUAAGUUAUACUCGGAUUGACUUUA